AWUUUCCGGGAAAGUUAUAGCCACUCCCUGCAGUGCUGUCGUUAAUGGUCUCGAGGAGGGAGGGGCCACUCAAAGGAAAGAAGGGACUCCACACAAUGGGAGAMAGCUUCCAUGACCAGCUAUUGGAGGACAGUCGGUUCCUCAGGACAGACCGUCGACUGGACACAGAACUAGUGGAUAAGCUCAUCCUGCAGCUCAACAGGAUCUACCCACAGAUCCUCACAGACAAGGAGGCCACCAAAUUUAGGGACCUUGAUGUGCCCACCUGCGUCCGACUGGCCGAGCUCCUGGCUCACCUGCAGGGGAAAGGUGAAGAGGCCUGCCGGGAGUUCUACCGGGCGCUUCACCUGCAUGUGGAAGAGGUGUACUUCAGCCUACCAACACGCCUCCGCCUCAGAGGUUCUGUAGACCCGUUCACGGUUACAGCCUCACCCACCCAGCUGAGAUAUGUGCUGAACGACCGAGGUCCUCUGUUCUUCCUGAGUUGUUUUGGCGUUGCGGUGGGGAUGGCUCUACUGUAUUACUAUGGCGAGGCCAAAGUAACAGGGGGAAGCAGGKCUCUUGGCAUGGCUGCUCUUGGACUGGGCCGACGAGCCAGAGAGGUUCUCAUAUGGUACGCUGAAGACCCCAUCAGGAAGUAGUCUGUGUGUCUCCACUACCACAGCAAAACAAGCACUCCAAAGGUGUUUCCGGACAUCCAUAACACACUACACAAAUACCCUUUUCACAUUACCAUGCCAACCUGAACCAAACUGUGCUGGUUACAGCAACUAUGGUCGAUGAGUAACUGGGCCAGUUGAUUACAGCYUGGUUUGUCUCAGUUCAGUUUGUCUCAGUGGUGUGAAAAGCCAUGGGAUUUUAACUUUGUACAUACUGUAUAUAGCAGUCUUUUGGCUUAUAAACAGCAACUGGUUUUCUUCUGAACUUUCAUUGUCUUCAUAAUGGUUAGAUAUUAGACAUGUGUCUUCUCUGGUGAAAGGGACUAUUAUCACACUAAAGCUCUGUUACUGAACAGCAUCUUGUCAAGAGCCAGCCUCCUUCCGUUGUUGUUCUUUUGGUGUGGUUUGGACACCGUGUACAGAAACCAAUAAACCAGACUCACUUUAAAUAAACCUUUCCUACUGAAUCUGCUGUACUACUUGCAGUAUACUCAGGAGAUUGACGUUAGGAAACAUCAAACGGCUAAGGAGGGUAUUUAUCAAAUAGGAUGUUUAUUUGUUUACUUAGCUUACUGAAGGAAAUCAACCAGGCACUACGUUUUAUUGCAAUUUGAUUUGUAAUAUCAUCUCUGUUAUCAGGGAGGAUCUAUAAAUGGAAAACAUUAAUGUAAUAUAUUUUUAGCAGACACUCUUGUUCAGAGUGCCUUACAGUAGUGAGUGUAUACAUUUCAUACUGGUCCCUUGUGGGAAUCAAACCCACAACCCUGGCGUUGCAAGUGCCUGAUUCCCACAGGGGACCAGUAUGUAUACAUUUCAUACAGGUCCCCUGUGGGAAACAAACCCACAACCCUGGCGUUGCAAGUGCCUGAUUCCCACAGUGGACCAGUAUGUAUACAUUUCAUACAGGACCCCUGUGGGAAACAAACCCACAACCCUGGCGUUGCAAGUGCCAUGCAAGUGCCACAUGUUGUAGCUCAGUUGGUAGAGCAUGUUGUUCGUCCAGUGUUUUGUCUUGGAUUAAAUGUCUACCACAUAAUGCCUUUCAAUUAGAUCAAUCCAGGUACCCUAUGCUUGUAGCUAGAUAGCCCGGCACUGGUUCAAUUAAUGUGUGACCUAACCAUAUCAGAGAAAUUGUAAUUUGUUCACUAGAACUAUCACAUUAUAGCRGUUGAUUACACUCCUUUUGAGUGACAAUGGUACUUAGUUACUGUUUUUGAAAGUGUUCAUUUUGUUAUUAUGCCCACUGAAAAGCCAAUGCAAAGUACUACAUUUCAGGUCUCAGCCGUGUUUCACCCCAGUCUGUUUCUCUCUCACUUUUCUCKAAUGUUAUUAAGCGUUUUCAAAGUUUUCUCUAACACAGUGUGAAGCCUUUGUUCGCUAACUUGCCUUAAUCUGUGCUUUGUUUGGUACGGGAAAUGUUGUUCAUGGGGGAAGUAGAUUAUAACGGUUAUACUGUUUUAUAGUAGGGGAAAUUAUAAUAUUAGAUACACAUGUAGCCUACCUGAUAUAUAUUCAAUGUGUAGACAUAUGAGACUGUUGUGUCACAGCUCCAUCUACUCUGUGAGAAGAAAAUCCUAACUCCCAUUUAAGUCAAAUGGACAUCAAUGCACAGCUAAGUGGUUUUAGUGGAAGUUAGGAUUCUCCCCAAAUUCUCUUAAUGGCCUCAGUCUCACAAGUGCCAUCAUUAUGAUUUAUAUAAUUGUAUGACUUUUCACUAUUUAUUGUUUUCAAGCCUAUCUAUGCGUGGACAAUACAAAACAAUAUCUGGACAAAUUGUUACUUUUCAUUUACAAACUUCAUUUCAGAAUCGUACAGUUUUCUACUGGAUUCAGUGCAUCAAACAACAAAGUGCAUUAAAAGUGGGGCUAAAAUAUGA
Molecule: messenger RNA, 2535 nt
Organism: Salvelinus sp. IW2-2015
Lineage: Eukaryota; Metazoa; Chordata; Actinopteri; Salmoniformes; Salmonidae
Product: caspase recruitment domain-containing protein 19
Cellular component (GO): mitochondrion
Source: RefSeq, a predicted model, not a curated record